Carica papaya (papaya) is the source of this 1699-nucleotide messenger RNA. Its product is annotated as SEC14 cytosolic factor family protein / phosphoglyceride transfer family protein. Gene Ontology annotation, molecular function: lipid binding. NCBI's taxonomy places the organism in Eukaryota, Viridiplantae, Streptophyta, Magnoliopsida, Brassicales, Caricaceae. The record is from RefSeq and is a predicted model, not a curated record.
AUGUUCAAACGAAAAUCGCGGCUCAUCUCCCUCUUUCUCUAUUUUCUCUCUUAAUUACCUACUGUUUGGUUUCUUUUUCUGUACUAGUAAUCGCUUUCCCUUGCUCUGCAAGCAAAACUUCAGCAAACCUCUGCGCCGCAGAGAAUCCGUGAAUCAAGUUCUCGAAACCUCCAGUCUGCAUUUGUUUACGUAACGCAGAGCCUGUUGAAGAUCUGCAUUUUUGUAGCGGAGAUUCCAUUUGGGUCUCUCUCAAAGCAUCCAUUCAUGGAAGCCUCAUCUCCCAUGUUCCUCCAACAGAAAACUCCUCUGCAAGAACUUCCGGAGGCCUCGCCAAAGCCUUACAAGAAGAGCUUCGUCACUACUUUAAUGGAGGCCGCCACUCUUCGCUCUACUUCCUUCAAGGAGGAUACCUACUUCGUCUCUCACCUCAAGUCCUCGGAGAGGAAAGCACUGCAAGAGCUGAAGGACAAGCUUAUGGCUUCCUAUGGGUCUGAAGACUGCUCCAUGUGGGGCAUUCCUUUGUUGGGUGGCAAUGAUAAAGCCGAUGUCAUACUAUUGAAGUUCUUGCGAGCCAGGGACUUCAGGGUGAACGACUCGUUUCACAUGUUGGACAAGUGCUUGACUUGGAGGAGAGAGUUUGGGGCAGACGGUGUCGUAGAGGAGGACCUGGGGUUCAAGGAGCUUGAAGGUUUGGUGGCGUACAUGCAUGGUUAUGACAGAGAGGGGCAUCCUGUAUGCUAUAAUGCAUAUGGAGUGUUUAGAGACAAGGAUAUGUACGAGAGGAUCUUCGGAGACGAGGAGAAGCUAAAAAAGUUUCUUAGAUGGAGGGUUCAAGUACUUGAGAGAGGCAUAAAUCUCCUGCAUUUUAAACCUGGAGGAGUUAACUCCAUUAUCCAGGUGACUGAUCUCAAAGAUAUGCCCAAGAGAGAGCUCAGAGUUGCUUCUAAUCACAUCCUGUCUCUGUUUCAAGAUAAUUACCCUGAAAUGGUAGCUCGAAAGAUAUUCAUCAAUGUACCAUGGUACUUCAGCGUACUGUAUUCAAUGUUUAGUCCGUUCCUCACUCAGCGAACUAAGAGCAAGUUCGUGAUCUCUAAGGAAGGAAAUGCUGCAGAGACACUUUACAAGUUUAUAAGGCCUGAAGAUGUUCCAAUACAGUAUGGUGGAUUAAGUAGACCAAGUGAUUUACAGAACGGUCCACCCAAACCCGCAUCCGAGUUCACCAUAAAGGGGGGAGAGAAAGUGAACAUUCAAAUAGAAGGGAUUGAGGGUGGUGCUACAAUAACAUGGGACAUAGUUGUAGGAGGAUGGGAUCUGGAGUACAGCGCAGAGUUCGUGCCAAACGAAGAAGGUAGCUACGCCAUAGCCGUAGAGAAACCCAGGAAGAUGAGCUCGUCAGAUGAAGCAGUUCACAACUCAUUCACGCCGAGAGAAGCAGGGAAGAUGAUACUCUCUGUUGAUAACACUGCUUCUAGGAAGAAGAAGGUUGCUGCUUAUCGUUACAUCGUCCGCAAAUCUACCCUUGUCUAGUUUCUCACAACAACAACAACAAGGUUUCAUUUGAGCUAUUUCUUUUUGGGUUUUAUUUAUUUAUUUUUAAAUUUGAGUUUCUGAAUCUAAUCUAUGGGUAUGAAGCUUGAGUAAUAUAGUAUAGUAGUAGUAAUGUGAUGUAUAAAGAUGUUGGUAAUGAUUAUUAGGGCUA